Molecule: messenger RNA, 1449 nt
Organism: Pundamilia nyererei
Lineage: Eukaryota; Metazoa; Chordata; Actinopteri; Cichliformes; Cichlidae
Gene: mad2l1bp
Product: MAD2L1 binding protein
Exons: 3
Coding region: 27-1235 (402 amino acids)
Biological process (GO): regulation of exit from mitosis
Cellular component (GO): nucleus
Source: RefSeq, a predicted model, not a curated record
UUUUUUCCCUUUGACGAGCAUUUCCCAUGAUGCACCGGGGGAAAAAAAGACGUAACCCGGCGCGGAUAUUCAAAACGAUGGCAGAAGACUCGAGCAUAUUAAAACUAAUAUCAAACUCCGAGGACACGGAAAAUGUGUCCACUGAUAAAAGCAGAGACCUCGGGAUAAAGAGACGCCUUUCCUUCUCCUCGGAAAAGGAUAUUAGCAUAGCGGAGGCACCGAAGACACCGCCUGAGGUCCAAGCUGUAUCCGAAGACCCAAACUCAAGCAGAGUUUCCCCGGAAAUCAGCAAACAACGUUCCCCAAGUCCCGUAAACACACAUUUAAAGGGUAAAAAUGCUGUAAAGUUAAAAGACGACUCUUCUAGACAGCACUGCGUGAACGACACUGACGAUAAGGAAAACACCGCUAUACCCUCCGAUCAAAAUAACACAGAGGAGGAUAACGCUUCUUGUCAGGGAGGUUUUAAACAUAUUAAAGUGACUGCCAGUAUACAAAGUGAUGCAGAGGACAGAGAUGCCGAGGUGGUGAGGAGGGCACAGGAGGAAGGCUGCGUGAACGUGGUCUUUCCGGGGACUGUAACUCAGGAAGGCUGCUGUCGUUUCGUCAGCGAGAUCCUCAAGUGCAUCCUCUAUCAAAGACAGCAGCUGCCCAUGACGUACGACCAGUUGGUAUACUCCCAGAGGAAGCAGCAAGCGUCGGUGCAGGAUAAAGACGUAGUGAAUCGAAGACCGGUGCAUUCAGCAGACAUGGACUGGCGCAAGUGUCAGCAGACCCUUCAGGAGCUGGAGGAAGUGCUUCAGCAUCUGGAGGUGCUGUUCUCCCUCAGCAGGGUGCCCCGUGUGCUCCUGUUAAUGGGUGGCUCGCUUGUCCUCCCCAAAGAGCUGUACGAGAUAAACAUGGAGUCCCUGGCAUCAUCCGGUGGGAAUCUGUGUCUACGGGUGUCAUCGUGCUUGAGGCAGAUCUUCCGCACACUGUUUGUGGCUGACCUUUUGUCUGACACCAGACCUGUUCGCUUAAUGCCCACCACAGUCUUGGUGCUGGCUCACAGGGACUGUGGUGUAGGCUGGUUUCGACCCAAACUCCAAUUUAAAGUCCCAACUCGUGUAAAGAAACAAAUCAUCGUUCUGUCUAGCGAUCCAAACGUCUGCAAGGAACCAAGGGCGGAGGGGUCAGACUGGGAGGAUUAUGUGUGGUUUCAGGCACCCUUGACUAUUAAGGGCUUCAGUAACUGACCCUAAAAGUUGGACAGUAAGUCUUUAGAGUGUAGCACUUUCUUUCUGGUGCUUGUGUACUACAGUAAAUGUUAACAGCAAUCCAAGGGAACUUUAAACAUUUGUGUUUUUUAUUAAAAUGUACAUAUUUUAAUCAAUUUCGACUUAUUCUUUUGUUUCAGAGUAUGUUCAUUCAAACAAUAGUGAAAUAAACAGUAUGGUGUGCUACCCUUUU